Plutella xylostella (diamondback moth) is the source of this 1021-nucleotide messenger RNA. RefSeq lists its product as uncharacterized. The record is from RefSeq and is a predicted model, not a curated record. Lineage: Eukaryota; Metazoa; Arthropoda; Insecta; Lepidoptera; Plutellidae.
GUGAGGCAGUGGCGGGGAUUCUCAAGCCAGGACGUCCGCAGGCCGCGUGCCUCAGUGGGUUUUCUGAAGGCUGCGGCGCGGGCCGCAUGCCAACUACACCUGACCUCGCGCGACCCUAUUAAAACCAGCCUGCGGUCCAUCCGACCCUAGUAUCCUGCACCAUGCCGCCUCUCUGCUAUCUCCUCCUCUUGACUUCGCUACUGAAGCUAGUGAGCGCCGCUCCGGCUAGUGGGUUCGCGUUCCCUGAUGAAAGAAGGAGAGAUAAGAAGUUGGAGCCAGUGAUCACUCCCCCAGUUCUGCCGUAUAUUGAGCAUUUGGAGCGUGACCCCAGUACUCUAUUGCCUAAUGAGACGGGUCCGGGAUUCAGGCACGCGCCACCGCCGCCCCGGGGGGGCAACAACCCUCGGUUCGGGAGUGGGUUCAACGUGAAGCCGUCCCGCGACGGGGGGCUGACGGCGUCGUUCAGCGGCAGUGCAGCGACUCCGUUCGGCAGCCAGGCCGCCUCGCAGUCGUUCUCGUUCGGCUUCAACCAGGGCUUCAGCGCGUCGCACUCCGCCAGCCAAUCAGCGUCGUUCUCUUCAGGUUUCGGCAAUGGCGGCUUCAGCGGCAGCCAGGCGAGCAGCCAGGCGGCGUCGUUCUCCGGCUCCUCAGCAGCAGCAGCAGCCUCCUCGGCGUCCUCCGCAGCCUUCGCGGGCGCCGGCCACGCCGCCAGCCAGAGCGCAGCCUCCUCCUUCGGGUUCAACUCUAUAAAUGGACUCACGCCCCCGCCUGAGGCAUCGUUCGGCGAGGAUCUACUGGACAUCCGGCACCGCGGGGCUCCUGACUUCUUCUUCCCUCCAGGCCUGGCGGGGAGGAGCAAGGGGGUCGGAGCAGCCACUUUCAGGAGUGGACGGCCGAACACCAAAGACAACGACGACUUUAUAGCCGCUCUAUUCGUUUCCGAUUAGACGUGCUAUUUUUCUAGUCUUUUAAGUUAAUGCGAACCUAGGAUAUUAUGUGCGAAUAAACAGUAUUUAUUAUU